AUGUCUCCACCAAGAGUGCUGACGAUUGCCGGCUCUGAUUCGGGGGGAGGAGCCGGCAUCCAAGCUGAUCUCAAGACCUUCCUGUCACUUGGCACCUACGGCCUCUCGGUGCUGACCGCACUCACCGCGCAGAACACCACCGGCGUGUCGGCGAUUCAUGCGUGUCCACCCGAGUUCGUGCUGCAGCAACUAGAAUCGGUCUCAUCUGACAUCCAGAUAGAUGCAGUCAAGAUGGGCAUGCUGUGCAACGAAGGCAUCGUCGGUGCUCUCGCCAAGCGUCUCGGCGAAUGGAGGCAGUCCACAGGCCCACACGGAGGCUGCAACGUUCCGAUCGUGCUUGAUCCGGUCAUGGUAUCUACAUCCGGCUCACUGUUGCUGUCGGAGGGCGCCAUUGCGACGCUCAUCCGAGACCUGCUGCCGCUAUGCACCCUUCUAACGCCCAAUCUGCCCGAGGCUCGUCAGCUGCUCAACUACGCCGCCAAGUUCACCUCGCACCAGUCAGCGACACGCGAGCUGGACCUAGCGAAGGAGAAUGAAGAGACAGAGCUUCCUCAGAUGAUGGCGGCAGCAAGGAACAUCGCUCAGCUUGGUCCACGCGCGGUGCUGGUCAAAGGAGGACAUGCCAAGCUCUCCAGACUCCAGAUCGACGAGUACUUGAGCAAUCGAGCUGAAACAGCAUCUGCAAAGGUCGAAAAAAUGGCGCCGACGUCCGUUCCAUCGAUAUCACGAUCUUCUGGCAGUCGCUAUCCACAACGUACCAAGUCUCGCCCGGCGGAUGCACACCAGGGCAGGAUCGAUAACGAGGAUGAACUACGCCAACUCGCCGGCGUGGACGGCGCCAUCAUUACACGCAAAGGCAAUGUCACUGCCAUCCGGACCGACCAGAUCCCAUUCAGCGACGUCUUACACCAGCGCCCUGCUUCGCCUGGUGCCGAUGACAAGGUGGUCUGUGACGUGUUGUAUCAGCAAGGCGAGGACGGAACGGAUGGCACUUUCGUGUUGUUCGUCAAGCCGUUGCUCGCAUCCAGUGCGACCCACGGGACCGGAUGCACGCUCUCGUCGGCUCUGGCGGCAUCGCUGGCGCAAGGCCACUCGCUGGUACGUGCGACUUCAAUCGCCAUCAAGUACGUCCAGAACGCGAUCGCCUGUGGGAUACAAAAUCUCGGUAGCGGCCCUGGCCCACUCGACCACUCGUACCCCUUCCAGCCUCGUGGGCUGAUUGCCUCGCCAUCGGACUUGGGAAAUGGAGAGCUGUCUCUGCACCGAAGCUUGAUCGCGAACUCGCUCGAUGCAUGGACUGGAUUCGUGCAGCACCCCUUUGUGCUCGGGUUGGCGGAUGGCAGCUUGCCACGAGAUGGAUUUGUGUGGUUCAUGAAGCAGGACUACCUGUUCCUGCGCCACUAUGCGCGCAUCUGGGCCCAGGCGGCUGCAUCUCCAGACACCACAUUCGACGAGAUUACGACUCUCGUCGACAUGUCUCGGUCCAUCGCACAGGAAGCCGAGCUGCACAAGCGUCUGUGUCGCGAAAGCCUGGACGUUUCCGAAACCGAGCUCGAGCACGGCACAACCGAAAGCGCGGCGACGCUGGCAUACACGCGCUUUGUGCUCGACACAGGUCGGUCGAGCGACGUGCUCGACUUACUUGUUGCAGUGAGCCCUUGCAUGGUGGGCUACGCACAAGUAGGACGUUGGCUCGCACACCAUCGCUCCGCGACACUCAAGCAGGACUAUGUGGAAUGGAUCGAGGCGUACGCCAGCGACGACUUUCAACAGGCGGCACGAAAAGCCAUGCAGCUGAUUGAAGCCCGAGCCGCACGAGACGACCUCUCGCCCGACCGGAUGCGCAAGCUCCAGCGGAUCUGGAACGCUGCCUGUCGCCUCGAGGCAGGCAUGUGGGACGAAGCCAUAGACCCCAGCCUCCGCAGACCGCCGUGUGAGCCCCCUUUGGUGUUUAGUCUCAUCGACAUUGCCAAGACCGAGCUGGCAGCUUUGGCGAGCGUGUCUCGCAAUGCGAUCCAUAGAUUCGAAAGCCACUGCGAUUUGCUCCUCUUUGCUGGUGUGAUUCCGGGCAAGAACCUCGAACGGUUCGCAAAAUAUUCUCCGACGGUGCAGGCGGGCGGGCGGCAGAAGGGCGCCAAGCCGUCAGAACAGCGGCAGUUUGCAGCCAAAUUCCGCCGAUCGAUGCAUCCGCAGCUUCCCAACGUCAUUUUCGGCCCGUUCGUCCUCCACCCAAGCUUAGGGUCCACCGUCUUGGGCCCUUCGCCCAAACCUGAUCGCAGCUGCCCCCCUCAGGCCACGCUACUCGAGCUUAAGAUACUAUCGGUGUGUCGUCUUGCUGCACGCUUCGUUCCCUACCCCACGCAUCCCCUUUUCCCCUCGGAUACCCUUCUUUCCUCGGCGUCCUCCUACAUCCGACUGGUCUCCAUCAUGGCCGACCACGCCGCACCAUCACGCGCCUCUUCCUCGGAAGCAGGCACGGCCAUCGCAACACCCCACCAGAACCCGGACAAGACCAAGGACACCACCUCGCAGUCGAGCGAGCCGUCGCAGGACGAUGCUCCCGCCGAUGUUCAGGCGAUCCGCGAGAAGAACGACCUCGUCAAGACCAACUCGGAAAAGCAGCGCGAGGGUGAGCAUGACCUCGAACCCCGCGAUGACGGCAAGAUCGUGCUCUCCGAGCGAGCUGGCUACCUGGCAACGGGCUACUCGUAUCCCACAUGGCGCAAGUGGGCCAUUCUUUGCGUUAUCUUCGCCGUACAGGUCUCGAUGAACUUCAACACCUCGGUCUACCCUAAUGCCGUCACCGGCGUUGCAGAGAAGUACGGUGUCAGCGAGCCCGCCGCUCGUGUGGGUCAGAUGAUCUUCCUAGUGGCCUAUGCGUUCGGGUGCGAGUUUUGGGCACCAUGGUCCGAAGAGAUCGGUCGAUGGCCCGUCCUCCAGAUCUCGCUCUUCCUCGUCAACAUCUGGCAGGUGCUCGCUGCACUGGCUCCCAACUACGGCUCGCUUAUCGUCGCUCGUUUCCUUGGUGGUCUCUUCACCGCCGGAGGCUCGGUGACGCUCGGCAUGGUGGCAGACAUGUGGGAGCCCGAUGAGCAGCAGUUUGCCGUGGCUUUCGUCGUGCUGUCCUCCGUCGGCGGUACCUCGGUCGGUCCUUUUAUUGGAGGCUUCAUCCAGGCUUAUCUCAAGGUGGAGUGGAACUUCUGGGUUCAGCUCAUCUUUGGUGGGGCUGUCCAGCUCGUCCACUUUGUGCUCGUUCCUGAGACAAGGUCGACGAUCCUGCUUGACCGCGAGGCGAAGCGCCGCCGCAAGAAUGGCGAGAAGAACAUUUACGGCCCCAACGAGGUCCGCACGGACCGUUUCAGCAUGCGCGAGAUCGGAAAGUACUGGCUGCGACCUUUCGAGAUGUUCGUCCGCGAGCCGAUCGUACUCUUCCUCUCGCUGCUUUCCGGUUUCUCGGACAUGCUCAUCUUCAUCUUCCUCGAGUCGUUCCAGCUCGUGUACAAGCAGUGGGGCUUCAGCACCGUCCAGGUCGGUCUUGCAUUCAUCCCGAUCAACCUCGGCUACCUGCUUGGCUACUUGAUCUUCAUUCCCCGCUUCAUUUGGGAGCGCAAACGCCGCGUACGCGACCCCGACGCGCUCAAACCCGAAGCACGUCUCUGGCUUCUGCUCUACCUCGUUCCGCUCGAGACGCUUGGACUCUUCGGCUUCGCAUGGACAUCGCUCGGCCCUCCUCGCGUCCACUGGAUCGCUCCCAUGAUCUUUUCGACCAUGAUCGCCAUCGCCAACUACUCGAUCUACAUGAGCACGAUCGAUUACAUGAUUGCCGCAUACGGACCUUAUUCGGCAUCGGCGACGGGUGGCAAUGCGCUCGCACGUGAUUUCCUCGCCGGUGUCUCGGCGAUGUACGCAACGCCACUGUACAACCGACUCGGAUUGGAGUGGGCAAGCACGCUGCUUGCCUUCCUCGCCAUCAUCGUCGCCAUCCCCGUCUACGUCUUCUACGUCAAGGGUCCCCAGAUCCGAGAGCGCUCCAAGUUCGCCCAGUCGCUUGCCGACGACAGGAAGGCGAACGGUGGAAGGCGCACGGAUCAAGACGAGAAGGCCGAGCGAGGCGAGACGUACAAGAACAAGAACAAGUAG
Messenger RNA from Moesziomyces aphidis, 4140 nucleotides. The record is from the annotation of a GenBank genome assembly. Lineage: Eukaryota; Fungi; Basidiomycota; Ustilaginomycetes; Ustilaginales; Ustilaginaceae.